AUCAAGGGCGAGUCAGCCGGGCUCGGGCGGAGAGAGGAGCUGCUACGCCACAGCCCAGCGGCGGCCAUUCGCGGAAAAAGAGGCAGAGCCUGUGCCAGCUACUGCCUCCUCCGAGCCACCGCGGGCGGGCGGGACCGGCCUCUCCUCCCGCCUCGCCCCCACCCCCACCCACCUCUAUCCCAGUGUCUCCGUCUGAGGGUUUGUCCUGUUAAUGCGGGAUGAGCGAUCAGAAGAAGGAGGAGGAGGAGGAGGCGGCGGCGGCGGCGAUGGCUGCAGAAGGAGGGAAACCCUCUGAGCCCGAGAAUAACAAUAAAAAACCCAAAACCUCAGGCUCCCAGGACUCUCAGCCCUCUCCUCUGGCUUUACUGGCAGCUACUUGCAGCAAAAUAGGGACUCCUGGUGAAAAUCAAGCAACUGGACAACAACAAAUUAUUAUAGAUCCAAGCCAAGGAUUGGUGCAACUUCAAAAUCAACCACAACAGCUAGAACUGGUAACAACACAACUUGCUGGAAACGCUUGGCAACUUGUUGCCUCCACUCCUCCUGCUUCAAAAGAAAGUAACGUUUCUCAGCCAGCUUCUAGUUCGUCUAGUUCUUCCAACAGUAAUAACGGGAGUGCAUCUCCUACAAAAACUAAAUCAGGUAAUUCUUCCACCCCUGGUCAAUUUCAAGUCAUACAAGUACAAAAUCCAAGUGGUAGUGUACAGUACCAAGUGAUUCCACAGCUUCAGACAGUGGAAGGCCAGCAAAUUCAAAUCAAUCCAACUAGUAGUUCAUCUCUACAGGAUUUGCAGGGUCAAAUUCAACUCAUUUCUGCAGGUAAUAAUCAAGCUAUACUCACUGCUGCUAACAGGACAGCUUCUGGUAAUAUUCUUGCUCAAAACCUGGCAAAUCAGACAGUUCCAGUCCAAAUUAGACCUGGUGUUUCAAUACCACUGCAAUUACAGACCCUUCCUGGUACUCAGGCUCAAGUUGUAACAACUCUACCUAUUAACAUUGGAGGAGUGACUUUAGCUUUGCCAGUGAUAAACAACGUGGCUGCUGGAGGAGGGACUGGACAGGCUGGCCAGCCUACAACAACUACUGAUAGUGGGACUUCCAAUGGGAGUCAGUUAGUUUCUACACCCACCACCACCACUGCUUCUGCCAGUACUAUGCCGGAAUCUCCCUCAUCCUCCACUACGUGCACAACCACUGCUUCAACAUCUCUGACGAGCAGUGACACGUUAGUGAGCUCAGCAGACACGGGCCAGUAUGCAAGCACUUCAACCAGUAGUUCUGAAAGAACUAUUGAAGAAUCGCAAACACCUGCUGCUACUGAGUCUGAAGCCCAGAGUUCUAGUCAGCUUCAGCCCAAUGGAAUACAGAAUGCACAGGAGCAAUCAAAUUCUCUUCAGCAGGUGCAAAUUGUAGGCCAGCCUAUCUUGCAACAGAUCCAGAUCCAACAGCCUCAGCAACAGAUUAUUCAGGCAAUUCCACCACAGUCAUUUCAACUCCAGUCAGGGCAGACAAUUCAGGCCAUCCAGCAGCAGCCUUUGCAGAAUGUUCAACUUCAAGCAGUAAAUCCGACUCAGGUGCUUAUUAGGGCUCCAACUUUAACACCUUCAGGGCAAAUCAGUUGGCAGACUGUACAGGUUCAGAAUAUUCAGAGUCUUUCAAAUUUGCAAGUUCAGAAUGCUGGGUUAUCCCAACAGUUAACCAUCACCCCAGUGUCUUCAAGUGGUGGCACAACUCUUGCUCAGAUUGCUCCUGUGGCUGUUGCUGGUGCCCCAAUAACUUUGAAUACUGCCCAGCUUGCAUCAGUGCCUAACCUUCAGACAGUGAGUGUUGCCAACCUGGGUGCUGCAGGUGUUCAAGUGCAAGGAGUUCCAGUUACAAUCACUAGUGUUGCAGGUCAGCAGCAAGGACAAGAUGGAGUAAAAGUCCAACAGGCUACAAUAGCUCCUGUAACUGUAGCAGUUGGAGGAAUUGCUAAUGCAACGAUAGGUGCUGUUAGUCCUGACCAACUCACACAAGUGCAUUUGCAGCAAGGCCAGCAAGCUUCUGACCAAGAGGUACAGCCUGGCAAGAGACUUCGAAGAGUUGCCUGCUCCUGUCCUAAUUGUAGGGAAGGAGAAGGAAGAGGCAGUAAUGAACCAGGAAAAAAGAAACAGCAUAUCUGUCAUAUUGAAGGAUGUGGAAAAGUUUAUGGCAAAACAUCUCACCUUCGAGCACAUCUUCGCUGGCAUACUGGAGAAAGACCUUUUGUAUGCAACUGGAUGUUUUGUGGCAAAAGAUUCACAAGGAGUGAUGAACUACAGAGACAUAGAAGAACUCAUACAGGUGAAAAGAGAUUUGAAUGCCCAGAAUGUUCUAAAAGGUUUAUGCGGAGUGAUCAUCUCUCCAAACAUGUCAAAACGCACCAGAAUAAGAAAGGUGGUGGGACAGCUCUUGCCAUUGUUACCUCGGGAGAACUGGACUCAUCUGUUACAGAGGUGCUUGGCUCCCCAAGAAUUGUCACAGUUGCAGCCAUUUCUCAAGAUUCAAAUCCAGCAACUCCUAAUGUUUCAACCAAUAUGGAAGAAUUCUGAAAAGUUAUUUAUAACAGAGACCUCUAGUGCUGCACUUAAGUUUACACACCUUUGAAAAUCUGGAAAUGGGCUGGUCAGGUGGAUCACAGAGUAGGAAAUCAUGUUUUCAUUCUUGACAUCUUUAAGUAUUCCAAGGCUUUGAGUCAACAAGUCAAACGUUGAAAUUUUAAAUACACAAAAAGUAAACUGAUGUACUGGAAACAGAAAAGUAUUUCCUCCCUAAUAUAAGUUGUAGUUACUUGGAAAUAUAUCACAUAAUCUUAAACUGAAUCUUCCCCUCUCUUAACAUCAUGUAUAAACAUGUUUAAAAAGACAGAUUUCAGUAGUUGGCAGGCUGGACCUUAAGGACUUAUUUUCUUUGAAAGUACUUUGUUAUAAACUCAGUCAGUACUAACUUACAUGAAUUUUUUUUUUUCCCUAUAGCACAGAAAACAGUUAACUAAAGAUAGGGGUACGUUAGCUUGAGUUUUGGAAAAUCGACUGAAAAUAGUUUUGGCCGUCUUUUUUGAAAUGUUAGAAAUUCUUCAACAGUUGAAUUAGGUAAGUUCCAAAAAAAUACUCUGAGAUACAUCUCAGAUCUUUAUUACCACUACAUUAUAGUAGUGUGUAUGCAGACAAUCAGUGAAGUCCAAUUACUUUCUCCAUUUGGAGACCACAAGAGGAACUUAGAGCUAAACCUUAGAUUAAAAUUUAGAUGGAAACCUUAGGAAAGUGCUUGGGGGAAAAAAUGGUUAAAACAAAAUUCCUAGUAGCUUCAGAAAAAUUAAAUGAGGCAACUUAAUAUGUAAGGUUUUAAAGGUAGGAUUGAUUGUAUUCCUAACCCUAGGUUGAACCACAAAAUUCAUUUCAAAUAUUUAUAUUGGAAAUAUUUGCAUAGAGUAUAAAUCACUCUGUAGUUUCAUAUUCUGUAAAUAUGAGUUAUGUUGACAAUAUGCAGAAUUCUUUAUGCUUUGACUUGGUAGCCAAAGAAUUAUCACACUUUUAUUUAAGGCCAGCAGAAAAUGAUCUUUUAACUACAUUAUAAUUUACAUUUUUCUCUCUACUAAAAAUUAGCCAACCCCAUUUUAAUACUGUUAGAGGACUGAUUAAGAAUUUAUAAAGCAGUAAUGUCUUUGUUAUGUCAGUACUGGAUUUUCCCUAAAAAGACAUUCUAACAAAUAUAUAAUAGAUUGAUAUUAUGAAACAAAAGUUAUUUUUAAAAAUCAGAAUAAUUUUCAGUCAAGUAACUAAAGAAAAAAUAUACUGCAUUGUGUAUGCAAGGGUCUUAUAGGGAAAGAUGGCUAAAAGUUUCAUAUGAAAAAAUUGGAUUAUUUAUACCAAUAGCUUAAAUAUUAGAUAGUUCAUGUUUUAAAAAGGCAUUUAUAGAGAAUCAUAAUGGAAUUGACCAUUUGAAAACUUAAGGUUUUUAACUGCUCAGUUUAUUAUUAUUAACAUCAUUAGUUUGGGGACUGUUUGAAUAUAGAUACAUGUUUUCUUGUGCAUUCUCUAUUAUUUCAGGAAAAAAUACCACUCAUGUGAAUUCUCUUCCAAAAUUGUGAUGUUUCUUGUAUUUUUGAUGAAGGAGAAAUACUGUAAUGAUCACUGUUUACACUAUGUACACUUUAGGCCAGCCCUUUGUAGCGUUAUAUAAAACUGAAGGUCUUUUGUGCUUUCAGUUUGUAUAAAAAAGCUUUGAGAUUAAAGGAAAAAAUUUUUACACUGUGGUUAUAAAUUUCAAGUUUCUUAAAGCUUUUGUAGACUUGUAACAAAGUCUUUAAAUUUUAGUUGGAUUUUGUAAAUUGUUUUGUAUAUUUUAUUUAAUGUACUCUUAACAACUGAUGUAUCUGGCUUUAAAACAUCAGACUCAGUUUGUUGUUUUGUUUGGUACAGAGGAGCAUUUGGUAGUGUUAAUUAUAAUUUUAUUAUAUAGGAACUGAAACAUCAAAUAUAUAUUUUAUCUAUCAUUAUGCUACACAAUCAGUGCUAUAAAUUUUUUUAUGCAAAGAAUUUUUCCUAAUGUUUGAAUCAUGUUUCCUCAGACUGACACUUUCUGUUGUUGUUAAUACCAAGUAUGAGCUCUCUGCACCUUUAUUCCAUGAACCAGUUACUGGUUGGUUUCACUCAUUUGUGGAAUUUAAAUAACCAUGAACCAGUUUUCAUGCAUACCUAUAUGUAUGUUAAUCAGAAAUGGAAGUUAUUUUUUAAAUCAACAAUGAGGCCUAUUAUAAAUUUAACAAACUGAAUCUGGAUAGCUUUAUAGGAUAUAAAAAUAUAUUAUUUGUGUUAGCAGGUGCACAUUUCACCACAAAAUAGAAAUAUUUUGACAGUCUGUUCUGCAUACCAUUCUGAAUCCACUUUUCCGUCUUACAAGAAUCGUAAAUUUCAAUGUCCUUUAUUUGACUCAGUGGGAGAUAGCUGUUAUAAGUAAUAGGGCACAGAUGUGCAGUAGAGUCUUGUUUAAUGGCAUUUCACUGUUCAUUCCCUUUGCCACCAUUAUGGAACUUUUCUUUAUUGUAAUUAUCAGUGCAAAGCUAUGUAUUUAUCAUGGUAGAACUCCAGUGUUAGAAUAGUUUUUUCUUACAGUAUACUUUCUUUGGUUAGGUUUGUGUAUGUGUUGCUGAUUACAUUAGAACUUGAUGUUAAGUCAUUAUUUAUCACACUCUCAUGAGAGCAGUAAUAAAAGUGUGUAAUCUAGGAGAAAAAGUUAAUUUGUCAAACUUAGAUAAGCAUGAUGUUUAGGUCCUAUUUUUCAAUUUUAUAACUGUUUUAUUGCAACAAUAUUUGUAUUUAAGUCUUCAUUUUAAUGCCUUGUGGUGUUUUUUUAUGCAUGUCACUAAGUUGUCAUCCCACAUAAAUUGAUGUGCAGCAUAGGGUAUUAAAUCUACAUAAUGAUUUUAAAACAGAAAUAGUUGAUGGUAAAAUGUAAAUGUUUUGCAGAAAUUCCUUAUAAAAAGUUUUGUAGUAACAUUUCACUUGUAAAUUCUUUUGUAAAAAAAAAAAAACUAAGAAAAUGAAAAAAAAAAAAAGAUGAAUCCAGAAAAAAACCUGUUUCCCACAUCCUAGAGUUUAGACAAUUAUUCUGCCAGCAAAGCCUCUGGGGCUGUAAUUGACAUUUUUACAGUGCUGAUUUGUAUAAAAUUUGUUUUUUGUGGAUUUGGAAAUAAAAUCAUGUACAAGUUGUUGCCUGCAAUAACAAUUGCAAGUAACCUAUUAAAAAUUCCCUUGAGUUUAACAUGUUUCUUCAUUUAAUUAUGUAUACUAUAAAGCAGCAAUAAAUUGUUUGAAUCUUCAACCUUCUUAUCACAAACACUGGAAAGUAAAUGUUUCUCACUAGAAAAUGUAUUGGCAACUCUUUGUAAUUCCUGGUAUUAAGAUCUGGUCACCAUUUUCUGUGAAUGUACUUCCAAAGAACACCAAUUCAAAUUUCAUGUUAAUUUGUAGCCAUUGCUUUAGACACUUAUGGAAAUUAAAAUUUAAUUUAGAGACUUAAAUAUUUUUGAGCAAUAGAUGUUAGAAAAUUAUAGGGAAGGCUAAAGAUGAAAACAUUAUAAAUACUAUUUAGGCUUUCAGAAACGCUUAAGCAAUGUAUAGUUCCUGGGAGAGCCAUGCAAAUCUCAUGAAGACAUAACAAAUACAUUAUUGUAACAACUUCGGUUAUAAGAUUUCUGCAGGCAAGAUUAGAUAUAACAAGGGGUUGGGGCAGGUGGGGAAUGUUAAGCACCAGGGGAAGUACACUGACCCACUGAGAGUCUUUUGAAAUCUGUAGUAGUGGGUAGAGGGUAACUAUGUAGUGUUUGGAUGGAUAGAUCUUCAGCAAAGCUGGAAGGUAAAGACCUGGUUAUGUUAAAACGCUGUGGUGAUAAUAUGUGUUUAUACAAUGAUUGAAUCAUAGUUGAAUUUAUGCUACUUGGCAAACAAGACAAGGAAUACAAUUUUGAAAAGGUGUGUGUCAAAACUAUCAGUUGCUUGGAAAAUCGCAGUUGGGUAUAUUGCAUUAAAGGGGGGGGAUGAUGUAAUUAGAAAAUUAAAAUUUUGUGUUUUUUAAUUUUUAGUGUGGUAGUGCUAGUUUGAUUCUUGGACUUCUAGAACUUCAGCUAUCUAGCCAUGAACAAGACUGAAUCAAAGAAAAUACCGUCAAAGUAAUGUUUUUUACUUUUUUCAUAGACUGUUGACAUAAAGCUUAUUGUUGUAAUAAGUUAGGAAAUUUGAAGCAGUGCUAAGAGCUACCCUGUAUUAUGUGGUAUGGUUUACAUUGUUUUUCCUAAUGAUAAGAAAUGAGGGGUAAAAGAUAAAUCAUGUUAAUUUUUAUUUGAAAGUUCAGAUGCUUAGUAAAAAGGGUGCAAAGUAGAUGCAGGGAAGGUGAAAUAUUUUAUCCCUCAAUACCUCUGAAUCAUACAUUACCAUAUUUACUGCCCCAGCAGUAACUCUGUUAGAUAUACACACAACCAACUUGUAAUUGUGUUGCUGGAUUUUUAAGGACUGUAUUGCUAUUCUUUUAAGAUUUACUAAUUAGCCAAGGCUUUAGGCUGUGUUCCUCUUAGUAGCAGGUGGCAAUGAAAUUAUUGGAUAUCUGAGAGUAACCUCAAGUGCAGAUCAUUUAAGAAAAAAGGAAGGAAGGAGGCAGUUAGGAGU
Talpa occidentalis (Iberian mole) is the source of this 7181-nucleotide messenger RNA. RefSeq names its product Sp4 transcription factor (gene SP4). Lineage: Eukaryota; Metazoa; Chordata; Mammalia; Eulipotyphla; Talpidae. The coding region runs from base 219 to 2570 and encodes 783 amino acids. The record is from RefSeq and is a predicted model, not a curated record. The transcript has 6 exons.